Apodemus sylvaticus (European woodmouse) is the source of this 4039-nucleotide messenger RNA. Its product is annotated as olfactory receptor 4E1-like. The transcript is spliced from 2 exons. Gene Ontology annotation, biological process: G protein-coupled receptor signaling pathway. Gene Ontology annotation, cellular component: membrane. NCBI's taxonomy places the organism in Eukaryota, Metazoa, Chordata, Mammalia, Rodentia, Muridae. Gene Ontology annotation, molecular function: olfactory receptor activity; G protein-coupled receptor activity. The record is from RefSeq and is a predicted model, not a curated record. Bases 186 to 1127 code for a protein of 313 amino acids.
AUAGUGCCUCUCUCCCCUGACUUAACGACCAGCAGACUCUCCAGGAACUGCAGUAACACAAGGUUUUCUGACUAUCCAACUUCAAGCAAGUUGUUUCUUUUACUGGAAGAUUAUUUUCAUUGUAUUCAAACUACCAGGUAUCUUUGAAGGGACUGAGAAAAUCAGAAAGCAUUUGGACUAAAAGAAUGGAAAAGGCUGUCCUCAUCAACCAAACUUCAGUGAUGUCAUUUCGACUCACAGGUUUAUCUACAAAUCCGAAAGUACAGAUGGCUGUUUUUUUCAUAUUCCUCAUUUUCUAUGUCCUGACGCUGGUUGGUAACAUCCUCAUUGUCAUAACAAUCAUAUACGACCACCGACUCCAUACUCCCAUGUAUUUCUUCCUCAGCAAUCUGUCCUUUAUUGAUGUCUGCCAUUCCACUGUCACUGUCCCAAAGAUGCUAAGUGACACCUUGUCAGAAGAAAAGCUCAUCUCCUUUGAUGCCUGUGUGGUCCAGAUGUUCUUCCUGCAUCUCUUUGCCUGCACAGAGAUCUUCCUCCUUACUGUCAUGGCCUAUGAUCGCUAUGUGGCCAUUUGUAAACCUUUGCAAUAUAUGACAAUAAUGAACUGGAAGGUGUGUAUGGUUCUGGCAGCAGCCCUGUGGGCAGGGGGGACCAUCCACUCCAUAUCUCUCACCUCACUCACCCUCAAGCUGCCCUACUGUGGUCCUGAUGAGAUUGACAACUACUUCUGUGAUGUACCUCAGGUGAUCGAACUGGCUUGCACUGACACCCGUAUCACUGAGAUUCUCAUUGUUUCCAACAGUGGAAUGAUCUCUAUGGUAUGUUUUGUGAUUAUUGUAGUGUCCUAUGCAGUCAUCCUUGUGAGUCUAAGGCAACAGAUCUCUGAUGGCAAGAGGAAAGCCCUGUCCACCUGUGCAGCCCACCUCACCGUGGUCACUCUGUUUCUGGGACACUGUAUCUUCAUCUACUCACGCCCAGCCAUCAGCCUUCCAGAGGACAAGGUUGUAUCUGCAUUUUUUACUGCUGUCACCCCUCUGCUGAACCCCAUAAUCUACACCUUUAGGAAUGAGGACAUGAAGAAUGCCUUGAACAAGUUAAUCAGGAGGAAAGAGAGGAAAGAAAAGUAAAAAUAAGUGCUUAGGAUUCUUGGUAAUCCAAAUCAAAGAAGCAACUAUAUAUUGUAGUUAACGGAUGAUAUGACAUUUUAUUCUGGUCCUAUAUCUAACAAUCAAAGUAACUGCUAUAACUAGUAACAUUUUCCAUAUUCUAGACAUUGUCAUAGGGACUGGGCACUUACUUAACUUUCUCUACAGCAGUAGUUACAUGCUCCUCUAACUACAAGGAAACAAAAGCUCACUCUGAGCAAAUACCAUGCUGAAAGUUACCCUGCUACAAAAUCAUAAAGAUAGUAUUCAGUGGCCCAGAAUGCAGCUCAGUGCAGGAUAUGAACUUGCCAUAGAGGUGGUCCAGGCUCCAUUCCCUACUUCAAACACAUACUCUUUCUCUCCUCUCUCUGUCUCUGUCUGUCUCUGUCUGUCUCUGACCCUGUCUCUGUCUCUCUCUGUCUGUCUCUCUAUCUGUCUCUCUCUCUCUCUCUCUCUCUCUCUCUCUCUCUCUCUCAAAAUAGUCACAAAUUGGGUUUAGAUUUCAAUCAAAUCCAUCAACCUAUCAUUGAUGCAAGAGCUGGGAAAAAAUACCAACCUGGAUUCAUUAUCUCCUGCUUUUCAGUUGUCACCUCACUUACAUUAUUCAUUCUGACCUCUGGCUAGAUGACAUACCAAAAGUGGGUAAAUGAAACAAAGAACAUUUGAGUAUAACUACUGACAAAGAAAGGUUCUGAACCACUAAAGUUACUAAUCCUCUUGAGAGUCUGUCCAAAUCUGCCAUCAAAGUAAUAAAAUGGGGUGUAUUUCUUAUUUCACAAAUACUUUCUGAGCAUCAAGUUUGUGCUGGACAGUACAUUUGUAGUUACACCCCUACACAGAGUAUAUAGUAUAGUACAAAGAAGGAGCAAAAUGUAAACAACUAAGUGUGGUUACAGGUGCAGCAAGAUCCUGUUGAGGAAUCGAGUGUGCAUCAUGACCAUGCAGGGGAGGAGGGCCCCACACUAAGCAGUCCAGAGAAACCUCUUUGAGGAAGUCACAUUUUAGCUGAGAUAUGAAACAUGGUAAAGAAACCAACCGUUAAAAACAGAAGCAGAAAAGAGUCAAGAUAGAGGAAAUGCAGGUACAAAUCCUCUCUUGGGAGAGAUGACUUGCUCCAAGAAGUAACAACCAAUGUGGUUACAGCCUAGAUAGGGGAGCUGGCUGGCAGGAAAGAGGCAUUGAAGAAGUUAAAAAAAUCUUUCUGUGUUCACUCAAGGAGUUUACAUUCUUUUCCAUAAAAUAAAAAGUUGCCAGAAUGGGGUAUGCAGAGAAAUGAGAUUUGGUUUUUGUUAGGUAAAGUAAACUUUGUGGUGUUGUUUUUGAGAUAGGCUUUCAAGUAGCUUAGCCUGGUCUUAAACUCCUGAUACCCUUUUCUUAAAGUCCCAGACACUGGAGUUAUAGUCAUGAGCCACCAUGCCUGAAUUGGUCUAUUUAUUAUAUAGAGAACUGACCCAACUAAGCAUUUAUUACUAAACUACUAAUAGGCACUUGAUGUUGCCUCAAGUGCUGGAAGAGAACACCAACUUGAGUACAUGAUCUGUAUCCAGAUCCUUUCAUUGCUUUGGGGUGGCCUGCACCACAGCAAAGAGGUAUGUGACAAAUGGAAUUGGCAAUCAAAGAAUUGUGUCUUAUAUACAUAUACACAAAAGCUAAAGUGGCUAGACAUGGUGGUACCAGUUGUCAUCCCAGCAUUUAAAAUGUAGAGAAAAAAUGUAGAGCCAAGAUGAUCAGGACUUCACAGUCAUCCAGAGCUACUUGUUGGGUUUAAGGUUAGACUGGACUACAUAAGAACCUGUGUUUACAAAAGAGCAUGACAUACUGGAAAUCAGACAUUCACUUUGACUCCAUCAAUCAGAGUCACACUGCAGUUCAGCCUGGGUCUCCUGAGCCAUCAGCCAUUGAUGAGGAUGCCAUCAAUAAAUCUCUGGGCCAAAAUAACCAUCUCUACUUUUAAUGGUCCUUUUGUCUGUAAAUGUAUUAACAGGUAGUUUGAGCUUCAAAAGCUAUUUCAGUUGUUCUGAGCUUUGGUUAUGCAGGCAUUUGUAGGGGUUGGGAGGAGUGCUUUUAAGGCAGCACAUAUUAAUUUUCCAUGGACACAUCAGCUCAUUAACACCAGGCUUGCUUUCCCCAAACAAAACUCCCUGAAUAAUAUUAAACCAUAUUUGUUCUUCUUCCUGGUGUGAUAAAUGAGCCAGGUUCUAAAAUCAUAAGGUUCAUAUAAAACAAAUGUCCUUUUCCUAUAGGCAAUAAUAGGUGUGAGAAUAGAUUUCCAAAGAGUACAAACAGAACCACUGUAUGCAGGAAUCAGUAGAGGAACACAUGAUAUUGAUAGAAAAGGCAACAUCACUCAAUGUUGCCUAGCAGUCACUAAAGUUGUCAUCUGUGAAUGGCCACUACUGUCUGCACUUGUGUAAAUCUUCACAACUUUCUGAAGACAUAAAGUAAAACAGCUAUUCUCCAUUUCACAGAAAUUAUUUCAGACUCCAACAAAAGAUCAAAAAAUGUGUGUAUCUAUGUAAUGACAAAUAAAAUUAAAUUAUCUUAAAUUUUUGUUUAAUUUGGGAGGUUGGUUUUUGACACAGGAUCUCCUAUAAUCCAGGCUCAUUUCAAAUGCACUAUAUAGCUGAGGCUAUCAUUUAAUUCAUUAUCCUCUUGCCCUCACCAACCAUGUUGCUAUGCUUACAAGCCUGUAAUACCUUGAAUAACUCAAAAGACCUUGACUCUUGUUACAUGCUUUUUCUUCAACCACUGAAUUUCUCAGGUACAACAUUCUAUGUAAUAAAAAAAAUGUUUAAUAUUGUCACAAAAUGAAUGAACAAAUAAGGUAUUAGAGACUUCUUUCUAUAUAGUAGAUAUCAAUGGGUCUGAACACCAAUGCAAGUAAAUAUAUAAAA